Dermacentor silvarum is the source of this 1329-nucleotide messenger RNA. RefSeq names its product putative sodium-dependent multivitamin transporter. Gene Ontology annotation, molecular function: symporter activity. NCBI's taxonomy places the organism in Eukaryota, Metazoa, Arthropoda, Arachnida, Ixodida, Ixodidae. Gene Ontology annotation, cellular component: membrane. Gene Ontology annotation, biological process: transmembrane transport; sodium ion transport. The record is from RefSeq and is a predicted model, not a curated record. The coding region runs from base 1 to 1329 and encodes 442 amino acids. The transcript has 12 exons.
AUGCCAAUGGAGCCGCUCAACAAGCUAUGCCUGGGUGGACUUCGGGGUGUCGUGUGGGCCGACUGCGUCCAAGGCAUCGUGCUCUUCGCGGCUCCGCUUGUGAUCAUCGGCAAGAUACUCCACGACUCGGCACAUCUGGAUGUACCCCUAAGGCCAUUGAGUGAUUUAGACACAAAGCAGGGAUUUUUAAGAUUGGAAGCGGACGUGAGCAACGACGAGACCGUGUGGGCGUACGUGGUGGGCAGUGUUCCUUUCCACUUGGUGCGUGAAGGCAUGGACCAGAUGGUAGCCCAAAGGUUCCUGGCAGCCAGAAGCAUUCACAGCGCCCGCAGGGUUGUAUGGGCCGGUACCUCCAUGCUGGUGUUCUUCGUCUUGUCAACGUCGCUCACGGGCCUGGCACUGACCUACUGGUACAGAGACUGCGAUCCAAUGCUGACAGGAGCCAUCACGCGUUACGACCAGGUGGUUCCCUUCUACGUAGGUGAAAGCCUGGCGGACGUCGCAGGUCUCCGAGGGCUCUUUCUCUCCGGUCUCGUGGGAGCGUCCAUCAGCACGGUUUCGUCAGUGGUGAACUCCCAGGCUGCCACAUUCUACGUGGACAUUGUCUCCCCGAACAUAGACCUGGGGAGAACACAAGCAGUCUGGGUGACACAUCUUCUAGAAUUCGGCAGCGGUACGCUGAUGACAGCUUUCGCCGUAGUGGUGCCUCACGUGGGGACGGCGACACGGAUCCUCAUGUCAUUGUACAGUGGGGCUUCCGGACCAUUUGCAGGUAUGGUUAUUGCAGCCGUUUGCCUCCCAUGGACCAACACUAAAGGCACGGCAGUAGCCACGUCACUCGUCUUUCUGCUCGAAAUAUGGCAAACCAUUGGCCGAACGCUGUCAGGACUGGAACCACCGAGGAUGAAUACGACGUUGGAACGCUGCACCAACAAUGUCACAACAGCUUUGUCGGGGUUCCAGUUUGGUAACAAGUCUGAAUCGCAAGCGACCACCAGCAAUUUCAUCGCUCAGCGCGGGCCAUAUGCAGGCAGCAGCGAGCCGGACGUCUUCCUCCUGUAUCGCCUGUCCUCGUACUGGAGUUCGUUCAUUGCCCUCCUAGCCACAGUGUUACUGAGCCUCGUGCUAAGCCUCAUAAUCGGCGCAGAUCGAGUGGAGGUGGCCAGAAACGCCCGUCUUUCCAGUCCCCUAUUCCUGACGCUGUGGACCCGACUUGGAUGGCUUCCAGACUCGACAGUGAUGCCCAUCAACUGCUGCGAUGCGAGCUACAAAGACGGCUGCACUGAAGAACGUCCUGAGAUCUUACCGCUCCACUUAGCGCCUGAAUAA